Penaeus chinensis is the source of this 7833-nucleotide messenger RNA. RefSeq names its product nuclear receptor subfamily 4 group A member 2-like. The record is from RefSeq and is a predicted model, not a curated record. Gene Ontology annotation, cellular component: nucleus; transcription regulator complex. Gene Ontology annotation, molecular function: nuclear glucocorticoid receptor binding; nuclear receptor activity; RNA polymerase II cis-regulatory region sequence-specific DNA binding. Gene Ontology annotation, biological process: cellular response to corticotropin-releasing hormone stimulus; regulation of transcription by RNA polymerase II. Lineage: Eukaryota; Metazoa; Arthropoda; Malacostraca; Decapoda; Penaeidae. Bases 676 to 2790 code for a protein of 704 amino acids. The transcript has 5 exons.
AGGAGAACACACGCGUAGCCCGGAGCAGGCCCGCUCAGCCUGCCCGACCGCGACCACCGCCCUCCACACACACCGCGAAAGUGAUAUUUCCACAUUGUUGGCUGGCCAGUUUUUGCUUGUAUGCCCCUGGUGCCAGUGCUGGUAGACCAACGCCUCACUCCGUCCCCGCCCGGCCCCGCAGCCACAGCGCCUCCACCUCCUCUCUGACUUCUUGUCUAGUCAAGUCCGGUGGUGCCCGGCUUAGGGUAGCGCCACCGGCGUCCCCUUCCUCAGUGCCAACCCCGCCUGCCUUCUAUAGGCCUACGUGUGACGGCUUCCCCUUUAACAAGAAAUUAGUUGAGUGACUGGAGUUGUCAGUGACGAAGAACUUGCAGGAGACGUCCGCUCUCCUUUGUGGACAGUGCUGUGUCAGAUAACGCUGAUGGAUACCUGCACCAGUGCCUUACAGUGCCUAGCCAGUGCGUGUGUGUUCCCCCUGCAGUGCAUAUCCCAGAGGCGCGUGCGUGGAUUCCCUUAAGUAGAAAUCGAGCCUCCUCUCCGUCCACCCCAUUGUGACUUUCGCCUCGCGUGUUAAAACGAAUUUUCUCCAAUCAUUGCAUUGCCCUCUUCUCGCUGGAUGAUAUAGUGAGGCCGGAGUGUACAUGAGCGCCGACACCGCGUCCUGUCUGCCUGCCAAUGUGCUGCCUCUUGCGAACAUCCAUGCUCCUUGUUGAAGGCGUGGACGUUACUCAGGAGUCCCCUCUUGCCCCCGACGAGACCCCCGCAGCCCCCCCGUCCUCUUUCACCCCGCCGCAUAGCCACGCCCAUAACAUGCUCGUCCUCCAACCACAGCAAUCUCUUCUCCACCCGAGCGUGGCUGAAGCCCUGUCGGCGUCCUACGGCCUGGCGUCCACCUUCGGAGAUGACUCCCUCAGCGGAACCACCAGCGAGGAGUUCAAGAUAAGCUCAGCGUUCACAGCCACGCCGGCACCGAGCUACGGCGAGGGCGGCAGCGAAGCCUCCUUCACCGAUGUCUUCCAGACCGAUUACCUGCUGGCGACCGCUCCCCUCGAGGACCUCAAGCCCGUCAUCAGCCACCCGUCUUCGGGGACGCCCCCGCCCGGAUCGCCAGGUCACGCCGCAGUCUCCGCUGCCUCGUCCGCAGCGGCCGCGGCUGCAGCUCUGCCAAGCUUCCAGGAGACUUACUCUCCGCGGUACAGACCGCUUGACGCUGAUGUGUUCACCUUCAAGACCGACAACGGGCGGCCCGUCGAGUACCCGCAGCCCCCGCCGGCGCACCAGACUUUCCCUCAGGCUUCCCCGCAGCACCAGCAGCAACAGCUACAGCAGCAAGCCCAGUUGAACACACAGCAGCAGCAACAACAGCAACAGCAGCAGCAACAGCAACAACAGCAGCAGCAACAAAGCACAGGCCCCUUCGAGGCCUACGCCCACUCGCCCCAGGUGUACGCCAGGCCUGCGCCCUACCCCAGUCCUUCCGUUCCCGUCACACACGGCUACUCCGGCCCGGCCAAGACGUUCAGCGGCGAGUUCUACCCCAACGCCCCCACUUACGAUGCUCUUCAGCCCCUCCAUCCAGACCAGUACAUGCGUCCCUCCACGUCCCACCACUACCCGGAGAUGGCCUCCACCUCGAGCACGCCUCCCAUGCCUUUCCUGAGCCGCAAGGGCGCAGGGGAGCACAUGGACCCCUCGUUGAUGCGCUCGCACCUGCCCCCCAUGGCUUCCGGGCGCCCCGCCUCUGAUCAAAAGCCACAGUCGCCAUCACAGCUGUGCGCCGUCUGUGGCGACACGGCUGCCUGUCAGCACUAUGGCGUUCGUACCUGCGAGGGUUGCAAAGGCUUCUUCAAGCGAACCGUCCAGAAAAACGCCAAGUACGUCUGUCUCGCUGACAAAAACUGCCCCGUCGAUAAGCGUCGCCGCAACCGAUGUCAGUUCUGUCGUUUCCAAAAGUGUUUGGUGGUGGGGAUGGUCAAGGAAGUGGUGAGGACCGACAGCCUGAAGGGCCGCCGAGGGCGCCUGCCCAGCAAGCCCAAAAGUCCCCAGGAGUCCCCGCCUUCCCCGCCCGUGUCCCUGAUCACGGCGCUGGUGCGGGCGCACGUGGACACCACCCCGGACGUGUCCAACCUCGACUACUCGCAUUACCGCGAGCCCUCCAGCGGCGGCGACUCCCCGACCACGGAGGCCGAGCGAAUCCAGCUGUUCUACAACCUCCUCACCUCAAGCAUCGAAGUCAUCCGACACUUCGCCGAGAAGAUCCCCGGCUAUCACGACCUCGCCCGCGAAGACCAAGACCUCCUCUUCCAGUCAGCCUCCCUCGAGCUCUUUGUCUUAAGAGUAGCCUACAGACUCAUGAACAACCCCGACGACACGAAAUUCGUCUUCGACAGCGGCCGAGUGUUGCACAGGUCCCAGUGCGAGUGGUCCUUCGGCGAGUGGCUACAAGGCAUCUUGGAUUUCUCAGCAUCGCUAAAAUCGAUGGAAUUGGAUAUUUCAGCAUUUGCUUGCCUCUCCGCUCUGACGAUCAUUACAGAGCGACAUGGCCUCAAGGACACCAAAAAGGUGGAGCAAUUGCAGAUGAAGAUCAUCAGUUCGCUGAGAGACCACGUGACCUACAACGCCGACGCCCAAAAGAAGCCUCACUACUUCUCUCGCAUCUUGGGGAAGUUGCCGGAGCUUCGAUCGCUGUCAGUGCAGGGCCUGCAGAGGAUCUUCUACCUGAAGCUGGAGGACCUGGUCCCGGCGCCUCAGCUGAUAGAGAACAUGUUCGUGUCCAGCCUUCCCUUCUGAAUCGGAGAGAGAACGAAAAAACGUCUCAAGACUGUAAAACCAUUAGGCUCAACGAUCUUCGUCUCGAAGUCGUGUUGUGAGCUGGCUCCUGACGAAGCUGGGACCCCUUGGUCGAGCUGACGUGGCCAUGGGCCUGCCGGAGAAGCAGAGGGCGACGACGCCAGAUUCCCGUGUUACCUUCCCGCCCGCGUCAACGCUGCCCACUGCCCACGCCCAGCCAGGUCUGCGGUUAAGUGGCCACGCUCCUCAUGUAAACAUACCCCAUGCAGGAAGCUGCUGUACACUCCCCCGUGGAGUCAUGCCCACAGAAUAAAAACAAAAGUAAGAGUGCAUUGUAGUUGUCACGUGACGAAGGGGCAGCGUACGUGCAGACACACUUCAGAUUUACAGAUUUUAUUGAGAGUAUGAAUGCAUUAUAUUUUCAACAAUCGGUAUAAGAAGAGAGGCCCUUGGCGGUUUGUUCGGCCUUGUCGGCAUGAGAGUAUGAAAGCUCUGGUGUGCAUGAUAUGAGACUUGUCAGUUCGGUGGGACGCCCUUGACAAACUAGUCAUUCUGUGAUUUACUGGAAAAAAAGAUUUGAAGGAUGAGUAAUGAGAAUAUUGUUUAUACUUUGAGCUCAGUAAAGCUUGAUUCCGUAUUUUUGUAAUUACUUUUAAGUCAACUUAGAAUAGUCUGAAAUACAAUAUUUUCGGCCUUACCUUGUGCAUAGGUAAUUGUACAAAACCCUGUACAUAAAUACUCUUAUAAUUUGGGCUCCUUGAAUCCCAAUGUCGCAGAACCGGGAACCAGAAUUGGUCCAAGGAACUCUUCGCCAGCAUCAACCAAGAGCGAACCCACUCUCAAGGAUGAAUUCUGUAUCACUUAGGCUCUACGUAAGAGAUCUCCACAAACUUGUCGGCUAUGCUGAUUCUCCCAUUUAUGUCUGGAGGUUUUUACUCUGUGAUACAGAAUCGUACCCCCUCCACCCCUCAAAAAAGAAAACCUAUUUGAACGCUAUGAUGCCAAAGAAGAUCUCGUCUUCUCAAUUUCUAUUUAGAAUUAUUAAUCCAAUACGUACUCGAUGGUGCUGUGGAAUUCAAAACAAAAAUUGGCCAAGAAUAAGUGCAAAAAGGAGAAAGAUUUGCAAUAAUGUUCCUUGGGCCCUUCUCGUUACCACUUCCUCCUUCGGGACGCGCGCUUCCUUUGUCUGAAGCGCGCCGAUCCCCUGGAAAAAGGAUGCGAUUCCUCCUACAAAAGGGGCGCCUGUUCCAGAAUCCGUGUUUUGAAUCUUAUUUUUUGUCUCCGUUGACUGUGUAUUGGCCCGGUGAUAAUACUAUGGAGUAACUGACCUACUAACGCUUUUUUGGUCUAGCUGGGAGUUACAUAGAAGGGUUUGAAGUCCCCCAAUGUGCUGCUAGAACUAAUUUUUCCUGUGGAAGUUUUAAGUACCUGUAGCCUAUACGCGGCGCCCGUCUGUAACUCUGCUGACGAGACUAUUAUUGCCAUGGCUUCAAGCCUAUAUUGUGUCCCAAUUUUAACGUUGUCUGGUCACUGUUUUGCCUUUUAUGUUUUAGUCAGUAUUAUAUGUCAUUUCGUGUCAUAUAUUCAGUGUUCACAUUUUUUCAAUGUAACUGACGUCCACUGAAUCCAACCAACCUCACGGGAUCAGCACUGAACUGGGAAGUGCUUCUCCUGGUUUCUGCCCCCCCCCCCACCCCCCACGCACACUACCCUCCCUCCACUGUCCCUCCUCCCCCCGCCCCAUCCCCAACCCCAUCUCCCCCUCCACUUCCCCUUCCCUUUGGUCCCGCAGCCCUCGCCACACCAGCAAAAAAGGUGGAGGACGACCUUCCUCGUGGCCUCCUGCAGUCCCAACUCCGUCGUUGUGGAUAGAUGUCUUUCCAGGCCGCCCCCCCCCCCUCCCUUUUAACCCCCUUCCCCUCCCCCUCCCCAAAAGAUUUAGCCAGCCCUGUUUCGUCUGGAUGGUUCCUCCCCUGGCCGCCCUCACGCCCUAGGUGUAUGGUCAACAAAUUUACACGUGUGGGCGCCCAAGGGACUCUUUGGGUGGGAUCCUGUUUGAACAUUGCGUUCACUCCAAACAUAAGUAUCCAUAAUGCAACAGUGAGAGAUAACCAUACAGUUUUGCAACGUAUGAGAGAAAAAAAAAACUAUUAUAUAUAUAUCCCCAGCAAUACCAUAAAUACUGUUGGAAAAGAAUACCUAUCUGUUAUCUCCAAAGAAGAAAAAAGAUAAUAUUAAUGAAUUUUCUCAAAGUGACUAUGGAAUUCCAAAGAUAUUGGUGUCCCAUACAAUGUCUCGUUGUAUAAUUGUUUAAACGGACAAUCCAUUCGGUUUUUGCCUGAUUUAUGUAUGUGGUAGGAUCUAGAUGUUCACCGGAAAUUGUUCACAUAGCCACACACAUGUUCAGAUGACCUGAGAGUAUUUUGCUUCUCUCUCUCCUUCUUUUUUAUUCCUUCCCUUCCCUGUAUUUUAUUUUUAUAUGUUUAAGAUAAGUUUCUUCUGAUUUAUUUUUUAUAAGUUCGCCGCCACACUGAUGCUGGUCUGUAGUCCAUGACAAGUGUUUUAGAUAAGUCGUUUGGUCUCUUUUGAAAAUGGUGCUGAGGUCAUCUGAGGUAUGCGUGUAAUAUAUUUUUUUGCCUUGAGCUUCUCUGUAGCAAUGGCCUAGGGAGAGCAGAUGUCAAGCUACAUAUCGUCUGCCCGAGUCGGACCUGUGAAGUUAAAGUAAAAGAGGAAAAAAAAUCUUAUAUAUAUGUUUUUUUACCAGUUGUUUUCCAAGGUGAUGCAAAUGAUUCGGUUAACCUUUUCCCCAAAGAAAAUGAAAUGCGCACAGGUAUUUGACAUAUGAAAAUGCUCCGAACAAUCGAAAUGGUGCUGUUUUGAAUAAUAAAAUUAUCGAAAGUCACGCAGGUGGACUUAUAAUCACACAGGUGGUUCUUACCUCUCUCUCCCUUGACAAUUGCUGUGCUCAGGUCUCACUGCAACGACCCGCUGUAAAGCAUUCGGACUGCAAAUGCUUACUUCUUUACACCUACACAUUCAUGUCCGUUGGGAUCGAUGUACACAACCGAAAUGCAUAAUGCACACACACACACACAAUAUAUAUAUAAAAUCACACACACACACACAUAUAUAUAAAAUCUCACACACACACACACACACACACACACACACACACACACACACACACACACACACACACACACACACACACACACACACACACACACACACACACACACACACACACACGGGUCGUAAGACAGAGGGUGUGACCAAACAUACUCCAACCAGUAUAAGCUGUUUUGUAAAGCGACGGCCGUUAAGUCAGAAAGAAGAAAACUUAUCAAAAAGUGAAUACAAGAUAGAAAAUAUAUACAUAUAUAUAUACACAUAUUUAUUCAGCUGUACAGCUCAUCGAGGUUGGUUUGUGUUACAAACUGAUGGUGUUACCAGUCAAGCUUAACCUAUUCUAGCCGUAUGUGUGGGUUACCAUCUCAUCUUAAGAAUUAUAGUUUAAUAUAUAGACUACUAGAUUGAGAUACUCCGUACAUGCCCUCUGAUGAUUUUAAAAACUGCUUGUUAUCAGCGGGUUGUGUAUGUGAGUAUUGUAAUUUAUUUUUUUGUCCUAGAUAUUGAUUGUACAUAGUUUUGAUGACAUAAAAAAAUAUGGUGAAGUUAAUAGAUUAUACGAAUUAUCACCGCCAUCUUUUCUUUAUUUUUUCUUUUAAUUUUAGUGCUAUGUCUUCUAUGCAGGCAUUUUUUUUAAAUAUGCCUGAAUCCACUUUUUUCGUUGGGUGUAAAAAGAAAAUGGCGAAACAAAAGGGUUCCGUUUGGGAAUCUUCCGCCCUCUUGCCCGACAGCGUAUACUGUUUCUCGUUUUAAACGGUCCAAGUGUCUUAAUGUCAUCAUAUCAUCUGAAAAUAAAUAAGAUGUGAAACUUGAAUUUUUCUGCUGUUUUUGCGUCAUAAAAGUCAUUAUAUUAAGUGUAUAAGUGUUCAUAUUAUUGUUAAUGCCUACAUGUUGAAUAAAAAAAAAUCUCUUGUUGUCAAGAAGACACGUUAUGUUAUUUGCUCUUUACAAAAAUACGAAGUGUUUUUUCAGAUAAUGCCUAGCCGGGUUGUGGCUAUUUCAAAACAAACCCGGACUCACUCACCUAGGUUAUUGAAAGUAACUUAUUUUUUCAUGAAUUUGGAUAAAUGGAAAAUGUCACUGAUCUCACAACUGGACCGUUAAAAAAAGUUAGCAAUUCAAGAUGUCUUUAUACUACAGAAGGGCCUCUAUCUGAGAGCCAAAGUUGAUAGAGCUGUAUUUUUUUGUGUAUAAUAUUCUCUUUCUAAUGUAGCAUUCCAAGUUUAGAAUAAUUUGAACCACAAUGUACUCGCCUUAAUUUUCAACUCAUUUGUUCAUCUCUUUCAGUUAUUAAUGUCUUCUAUGUGCUGUGCUUUUGUAUGCCACACUAUCUCCUUUUCAAAAAAUGAAAUACCUAUAUAUAGAACACAUAAGAUUAUCAUUUUUUACAAAAUAUCUCAUUUAGAUACAGCUUCACUACCUUUUUUUAUUUACCUUUUUCUUAUUUUAAUCUUUGCAGCUUCUAUGAAACGAUCCAUUCAACAUCUUCCUUGCACUUUGUCCAGCUAAACCUUGCAUCCAUUGUCUAACGUACUACACUCUUUCCACUGUAGUGAACACUUUUCUAGCAUUCCGUACUAAACUCCUAUGUUCCAUGUUUUAUAAGAAAAAAAUAAUGCUAUUCCAUGAACUUAGCACCAUUUAUUUCUUUUAUACCAAGCGUCUUUGUUCAAUGUAUCCAGAACCAACUGUUCCUCUAUACACAUUGUAUUUUCUCACAUGCCCAGCAUUCAGUGUCUUGCAAGCCACUGCUUACAACCCAGGAUUUUUGUCCCCGAGAAUCUUCAAGAGUCUAUACUUGUGAUAUCAGCGUCAUUUUGUAGAUGUACCCAACUCUGUCAAUAUGGUUAUAAGCCUGUCUCAUCCGCUGUUCUCACUUUUCCUAUUUUUGAGAUAAUAUAAAUGAAAGAUGAA